Molecule: messenger RNA, 1017 nt
Organism: Salvia hispanica
Lineage: Eukaryota; Viridiplantae; Streptophyta; Magnoliopsida; Lamiales; Lamiaceae
Product: PRA1 family protein A1-like
Cellular component (GO): membrane
Source: RefSeq, a predicted model, not a curated record
GUCACACUUCUCAUCACACCACCUACGACCAUCUGCACUCGGAAUCUUUGUUCCUUUUUCCCCCUUUUCCGCCUAGGUUUUCUUGCCCGCGAUCUGCCGGAUUGGCGAAUUUUCCGAUCGAUCCUUGAUGGAUUGGAGUAACGUGACGGCUGAGGAUCUGGUGGAGGCGUUGCGAGAAGUGGACUGGUCCACGCCGCCGCGUCCCUUCUCGGAAUUCUUCUCCCGAUUCACCGUCCCCCGCUCCCAGACCAAAUGGACCAGUCGCCUCAAGUGCAAUCUCUACUACUACAGGACUAAUUAUUUCUUGAUGAUCAUACUCAUUCUUGGGAUGGGAUUUCUUAGGAGGCCGCUUGCUAUUGUUGCCGCACUGACUACUGCUUUGAGCAUAGGGCUUCUGAAUGAUAGUUUUGCAGCUACUUUCAGUGAAAAGAUCACAAGAACUAUCAGGCAGUUUUCUCCUCAUUUAGCUGCUAAACUUAGAGCUCCCCUUGCGCCUGUUAUUCGUGGGCGCCCUUCUACAAAACGAGCAAUAUUUAUAUGUGGACGGCCUCGAUGGGUAUCUGUUUUGGCAUUUUCUGGAGUUAGUUUCUUCCUAUGGAUUGUUUCUUGUGGUGCUCUUAUGGUCUUGUGGGCACUUGCUAUUGGCCUUCUCGCUACAUUGCUUCAUGCAAGCUUUAGAACACCAAACCUGAAAGCUCGUCUGAACACAUUCCGCGAAGAAUUCCGUGCUGUGUGGCGCAAUUAUAGUGAUCUGUAGCAUGGCUGAGAAAAUGUGCAUGGUGUUGUCUACAAGGAUACCACUUGGUUUCUCCAUCUGACAAAUUUCAAAGCACAGACUGCUACAAUCUACUCAUUAGUACUUUAGUAGGAUGCUGUAAAAAAAAUUUAGCUACUUCAUCCUUGUUAGGUGAAUGGGCGUCUUAAUAUUCGAUUUUAAACAAGUUUAGCUCCUUUGUUAUGUAAAUGGGCAUCUUAAUAAUUCGAUUUUGAGAAAUGUUCAAGGCUAUAUUUCAUACA